AUGUAUUCUGGUGGAUUUUCUUUAAUUUCCCCAAAAUCAGGUUCAAUGAGUUUUAAUUCGGUACCAUAUUCAUCAGCUAACUCACUAGCAAUUUUUCAACCACCAUCGGGUUUUAUAAAUAUGAUGAGAGAUUUCCCAUUAGAUUUGAGAUACCGUCCCGUUUUAACUCCUCCAACAACACCUUCACCGCCAAGAAAACGCACAAAAAUAUUAAAUAUGGAUUCAAAAACGUUCGAAAUUGAAGAGGGUGAAAGGCAUUCAAGUCAAUUAAACAACUUUUCUAACAAUAUAUCCACUGAUAAUAUGAAAAGUUUCAGAAGUGAUAUAGAACAAAAUAAAAGUUAUAUCAGUGGAAUAGUUGAAAGUGAUUCGAAAAUUUGUGAAAUUUCUGACUCUAAUGAUUAUGUUGAUAUUAUAAGUUCCGAUAACGAAACAGAAAAUAAACUUAAAAGUAGCGAAAGAAGUAAAACAAACUAUUUUUGUUUCAAUGACAGCAAUCUAACUGAAGAUUUGAUAACGUCUGAUUGUGAAAGUGAAGAGUCUGAUGAAAUUGUCGACAUUGAAUCAAAUGAUUAUUCAAUCGUUUUUAAAGAAUUGACAUCAAAAAGUGUUAAGAAAACUGUUCUUGAAUAUGGAAAAACAUCUUUUGAUGAUCCAAAACUUCAUUCAAAAGCAAUAGAAGGUUUCGCAAAACUUUUUGAUAAGACUCUUCCAAAUGCUUUCGAUAUAAAUAUUGCAAAAAAUGCAAAUUUUGCACUUCGUCAAAUGAAGCAUGAAAGAAAACGUGUUAAAUCGCGAAAGCAACUUGUAGACGAAGAAACAACAAGUCCUGUGUCAGGAACGAUCAUCAGAAAGUUGGACGAUGGUGAAGAACUUGUCGUAAGGAAGGGUGAUAUUGAUCCUGCAUUUAACAUCGUUGAGGUCACUGAAGAAGCUAAAGCUGCUCUUAGUCUUAUUGAGAAUAAAAUUGGAAAUUAUAUUUGUCAAUUAUGCCGUUCUCUAUACGAAGAUCCUUUUGGACUCGCACAACAUCGUUGUAGUCGAAUUGUUCAUAUCGAAUAUCGUUGUUCUGAAUGCGAUAAAGUUUUUAAUUGUCCAGCAAACCUGGCAUCACAUAAACGAUGGCAUAAACCUAGAAAUUUACCCGAUAAAAAACAAUCAAAGGAAAAAUUUGAUGAACAGAAUGACAAAAAGAAAUGUGAAGUUGAACCAAGCUACCAAUUUGAAAAAUUUCCGUGUUCGCAAUGUGGAAGAAUUUUCAGGAGAAACCCAUACGAGACGAUGUUUCAAUCAGCCACUAAUUGUAACAUUUUACGACCUAUACCAAGAAGACCAGCUCCAGGAUGGACGUCAACAAUUACUAGUCCUAACACGCUUCCACCACCCGUACUUGACGAAUUUCAAUUUUCAUUUAAAAAUUCAUUUUCAUUUUCAAAAUAA
Messenger RNA from Clunio marinus, 1440 nucleotides. The record is from the annotation of a GenBank genome assembly. NCBI's taxonomy places the organism in Eukaryota, Metazoa, Arthropoda, Insecta, Diptera, Chironomidae.